Colletotrichum navitas is the source of this 2246-nucleotide messenger RNA. Its product is annotated as subtilase. Lineage: Eukaryota; Fungi; Ascomycota; Sordariomycetes; Glomerellales; Glomerellaceae. The record is from RefSeq and is a predicted model, not a curated record. Bases 469 to 2082 code for a protein of 537 amino acids. The transcript has 2 exons. Gene Ontology annotation, biological process: proteolysis. Gene Ontology annotation, molecular function: serine-type endopeptidase activity.
CCAGGGAAUCCCCAAACGUGACCCCCUCUUAUCGCAUUGCCGAGGAAACCCUAUCGAGUCAUUCGAUUGGCUCCUUUGCCCAUCCAUGGUCGGAGCUAGGCCGGUUUCGGCGACGUCAGCCACCCGCCGGCUCUUAUCUUGUUGGCUGCGUCACACUGGGGCGGCGCAACCAUCCUAAGGCCGAUACGGGUACGCUACGGAUACCUCCCUCACCCAGAGCUGUGCGCACGCAACCGCCGUUGCCUUCCUUCCCUUUAUAUAUGCUCCCUCCCGCCCUCCGAAACCCCAUUCACUUGUCCUCCUGCUCCAUCUCUCCCCCAUCCCACCCCUCCUUCAUCAGCAUCAUCCACCCUACCACUCCAUUGAGUAUUCGUCCUUCUCUGGCGACUUCGGCAGCUUCAAUUUCCUUCUUGUUAUCGUAACGAGCGUCUCCGGUAGACCCUUCACACAACCAUAUCACCGCCCAUCAUGAGAGGCUUCAUCGGUGCCGUGGCCGGCCUUGCCGCUGUCGCCAGCGCCACUCCUUCUCUCUCCAUUGAGACCAUCCACGACGGCGCCGCUCCCAUCAUUUCUUCCGUCAAUGCCGAGGCUGUGCCGAACUCGUACAUUGUCAAGUUCAAGAAGCACGUCUCGGGCACUGGUGCUGAGGACCAUCACAGCUGGGUCCAGCAGAUUCACUCUUCAUCCCAGGAUGAGCGUCUUGAGCUGCGCAAGCGUGGCCAGGAGCCCCUGGUUGACAAUGUCUUCCACGGCCUGAAGCACACCUACAAGAUUGGCAAGGACUUCUUGGGUUACGCCGGUCACUUCGACGAGACCACCAUCGAGAAGAUCCGGAGACACCCUGACGUUGAGUUCAUCGAAGUCGACACCAUUGUCCACACGCAGGUUCCUGUCAAGUCCCAGGAUGCCCAGAUUGAGGACACGUGCGAAGGCGAGCUCGAGAAGCUGGCCCCCUGGGGUCUAGCUCGUGUCUCCCACCGGAAGUCCCUGGGCUUCGGUACCUACGACAAGUACCUCUACGCCGAAGAUGCUGGUGAAGGUGUCGACGCCUACGUGAUCGACACUGGCACCAACGUUGACCACGUUGAUUUCGAGGGUCGCGCCAAGUGGGGCAAGACUAUCCCCACUGGUGACCAGGACGCCGAUGGCAACGGUCACGGCACUCACUGCUCCGGUACCAUCGCCGGUAAGAAGUACGGUGUCGCCAAGAAGGCCAACGUCUACGCUGUCAAGGUUCUCCGCUCUAACGGUUCCGGCACCAUGUCCGACGUUGUCAAGGGCGUUGAGUGGGCUGCUACUUCUCACUCCGAGCAGGUUCAGGCUGCCAAGGAUGGCAAGCGCAAGGGCUUCAAGGGCUCCGUCGCCAACAUGUCACUUGGUGGUGGCAAGACCCAGGCUCUUGAUGCCGUUGUGAACGCUGCUGUCGACGCCGGUAUCCACUUUGCCGUCGCUGCCGGCAACGACAAUGCCGACGCCUGCAACUACUCCCCCGCUGCCGCUGAGAAGGCCGUCACUGUCGGUGCCACUGAGCUCGGCGACCGCCGCUCUUACUUCUCCAACUACGGAAAGUGCACUGACAUCUUCGCGCCCGGCACCAACAUCAAGUCCACCUGGAUCGGCAGCAAGUACGCCGUCAACACCAUCUCCGGCACUUCCAUGGCCUCCCCCCACAUCUGCGGUCUCUUGGCCUACUACCUUUCUCUCCAGCCCGCCACUGACUCCGAGUACUCGGUUGCCCCCAUCACCCCCGAGAAGCUCAAGAAGGCUCUUAUCUCGGUCGGUACUGUCGGCGCUCUCUCCGACAUCCCCAGAGACACUCCCAACGUCCUCGCUUGGAACGGCGGUGGCUGCAGCAACUACUCUGCCAUCAUUGAGGCUGGCAGCUACACUGUCAAGCAGGAGACCAAGGAGGCCACCAUUGAUGACCUCGAGAAGGCCAUUCAGGAGGACUUUGAGGUUCUUUCCGGCAAGGUUGUCAAUGGCGCUAAGAACGUUGGCACCAAGGCUGAGAAGCUUGCCAAGAAGAUCCACAACCUCGUCGAUGAGGAGCUGAAGGAAUUCCUCAGGGAGACUUCCUUGUAAGCGUCGCUGUCAAAGCGCCAAAGGGUCCUUGUUUUUCCUUUUUCUCUUGAUUCAACGACACUGUACGCAUAGGGUUACCGCUGGAUGGACGGGCUGGGAUGGACGCAUCGCUUUUACAGCUACAUACAGAUCUCAUAGCACAACAAAUUAAGUUUCCUUACCUU